AUGACCAAGGAACGAGACACGUCUCCUACGCAUGGAUUACAGAAAAAUCGUCCAUUGGAAAAACGCUUGGCCGAGCGACCGGAUAAGACUGAUCUUGCCGAGAAAAACGUUCUCAUAACAGUGUAUGCCAAACCAGCAGAAUUAUCAAAAAAUCAGUUGGAAGAUAAGCUUAAUGCAGUCCUCGCGCAUCGCCCCGAGGCUGAAAAACUAGUCCAAGAAGGCAUCUUGACCAGUCUGCUGACUUCCAAGAAGAGGCAGCAAAGCCCAUUCAACACCUACAAGGCACAGACCACAAAAAUUAACCAAUUUGUCGGUUUUUGCAAUGGCAUGGGUUCAAGUCUUCAGCCUCACCGAUCUGCCGUUUGUUCGAUCUAUUGA
This is a messenger RNA of Puccinia graminis f. sp. tritici CRL 75-36-700-3, 378 nucleotides long. RefSeq lists its product as uncharacterized. The record is from RefSeq and is a predicted model, not a curated record. The coding region runs from base 1 to 378 and encodes 125 amino acids. NCBI's taxonomy places the organism in Eukaryota, Fungi, Basidiomycota, Pucciniomycetes, Pucciniales, Pucciniaceae. The transcript is spliced from 3 exons.